Molecule: messenger RNA, 2382 nt
Organism: Centropristis striata (black sea bass)
Lineage: Eukaryota; Metazoa; Chordata; Actinopteri; Perciformes; Serranidae
Product: malignant fibrous histiocytoma-amplified sequence 1 homolog
Exons: 1
Coding region: 268-2382 (704 amino acids)
Molecular function (GO): protein binding
Source: RefSeq, a predicted model, not a curated record
AGGGCCGGGCAGGGCGCAGCGGAGGCUCGGGGUCUCGGGUCCGGGAUUAGAGCCGGAGCUGUGAGCUGGUCGGGCUCAUUGUGUGCGAAGUGGCGCAGGAGGAAAGCAGAUAGAAGAGGAUGCCUCCGCGGCCGCAGACGCUCCUCCUGCUCCUGUCGAACAGCGCCGUGAUUUCCCGACAUAACCCGCCCUUUGUGUCCUCUCUGACCGAGCGUCCGCUGGUUUGUGAAGCGCAGCGUCCACCAUGCUGCCCGCUGCUGCCUCCCCAUGAAAACUCUCAAUGAAAACAAGGAGCAGGCGGCGGAGGAGGAGGGGUCCGCCAUGGAGGACAAGGAGAAUAAUCUGAAGACGGCAAGGUUGUGGAGGGAUGCCGCCCUGCGCUCCAGGAAGCUGCGGAGCAACCUACGCCAGCUCACCCUCUGCUCCAAAGACAACCAGAUCAUCCUUCCGGAUGACAUCGACGAGGUAGAGGUGCUCAACCUGGGAAACAACUCCCUCCAGGAGCUGCCGGACAGGCUGGGAUCCACCCUCAACAACCUGCGCGUCCUGGUCCUCCGCAGGAACAAGUUCUCCACCGUCCCCUGGGUGGUGUUUGAGCUGGGGCGGCUGGUGGAGCUCGACAUGAGCCACAACUGCCUGCGGAGCGUCUCUGAGGGCGUGGGGCAGCUGAGGGGCCUGAAGAAGCUGUGCAUCAGCCACAACAAGAUCCAGUCCCUGCCAGCUCAGAUUGGGGCGCUGCAGUUCCUGGAGGAACUGGACAUCAGCUUCAACGACCUGCAUGACCUCCCCAGGUCUUUCUGCAGCCUCGCCAGGCUGCGGACUCUGGACGCAGAUCACAACAAGCUGAACCAGUUUCCCCCUGAGAUUCUGGCCCUCAGCGAGCUGGAGGAGCUGGACUGCUCCGGGAACAAGUUUGAGGUGUUGCCGGCGGACAUCAUGAAGCUGCAGUCCAUUAAGAUCCUGUGGCUCAGCAGUCUGCACAUGUCCACGUUACCGGACAGCUUCUGCCGCCUGCAGCAGCUGGAGAGUCUGAUGCUGGACGGGAACGAGCUCUCUGCACUGCCAGCUGCUUUCGGUCGGCUGAAGAGACUCAAAAUGAUUAAUUUGUCCUCUAAUGAGUUUGAGAACUUCCCCCAGGUUAUUUUAAGCAUCACAGGGUUGGAGGAGAUUUACCUGAGCAGGAACAAGCUGACUCACAUCCCAGAGGACGUGGGGCAGCUGGUGGCGCUGGCCAACCUGUGGCUGGACAACAACAGCAUCACGUAUCUGCCCGACUCCAUCGUCGAGCUGGAGAAGCUGGAGGAACUCGUUUUACAGGGUAACCAAAUAGCCAUACUUCCAGAUAAUUUUGGAAAGUUGUCCAAAGUGAACAUUUGGAAGGUGAAGGACAACCCUCUCAUCCAGCCGCCCUACGAGGUGUGCAUGAAGGGCAUCCCUUACAUCGCAGCCUACCAGAAGGAGCUUGCGCAUUCUCAGCUCGCCAUCAAGCCGCGGCUCAAACUGGUCCUGAUGGGGACGAAAGACGCCGGCAAAACGCGGCUCAGGCAGAGUGUGGUGAGCAGACCGCAGGACGCUGCAGACGUCCAGGGAAACAAAGGGAUCGAGGUGACGAACUGGGUGGCGGACGCUGAUCGCUGCCUCACGUUUCUAGUUUAUGAUUUGUCAGGGAAGCAAAACUACGACCUCAUCAAACCCUUUUUCCUCUCCCCUGGUGCUCUCUACCUUCUCGUGGUGAAUCUCAAAACGUAUUCGCCAAAGAACUUUUAUGCCCAUGUCGGGUAUUUCCUCCACCUGCUCAGUGCCAAAGUGCCCCACGCCGUCGUGUGCUUGGUGGGCACGCAUGCUGACCUGUGUGAUCAGGUGGAGCUGGAGGAGAAGACUCUGGACAUUCACAGGCAGAUCGGCCUGCAGGAGAAAAGGGACAUCCAGAUCCUGAGGAGUGUGGCUCUGCAGGUGGACCAGGCGCUGGAGCAGGGCUUCAACGUCCGCUCCUCCAGCCCUCACGUCCUCUUCUACGGCGUCACCGACAGGAACCUGAGGCGAAGGAGGUCCCAGCUGCAGUACAUGCUGAACCACCGGCUGCAGAUCCUGUCUCCCGUGCUGAGCGUUAGCUGCACGGAGAGCCAGAGGAACAUCCAGAGGCUGAGGGAGAAGCUCAUGUCUGUCGCAGACCACAGCGAUAUCUUCCCCAACCUCCAUCGCGUGCUGCCAAAGUCCUGGCAGAUGCUGGAGGAGCUGCACUUUAAGCCCAAAGACCUGUGGCUGUCGUGGUGGGACUCGGCCCGUCUGGGGCUGCAGGCGGGGCUCACGGAGGACCGGCUGCAGAGCGCCUUAUCCUACCUGCACGAGAGCGGGAAGCUGCUGAAUUUAAUGAAAAAUUAA